Messenger RNA from Archocentrus centrarchus (flier cichlid), 2515 nucleotides. RefSeq names its product UPF3A regulator of nonsense mediated mRNA decay (gene upf3a). Gene Ontology annotation, molecular function: telomeric repeat DNA binding. The record is from RefSeq and is a predicted model, not a curated record. Gene Ontology annotation, biological process: nuclear-transcribed mRNA catabolic process, nonsense-mediated decay; positive regulation of translation. The coding region runs from base 31 to 1434 and encodes 467 amino acids. Lineage: Eukaryota; Metazoa; Chordata; Actinopteri; Cichliformes; Cichlidae. The transcript has 10 exons. Gene Ontology annotation, cellular component: cytoplasm; nucleolus.
ACGUGGGUGAGGAGAGGGAGAUGGAGAGAAAUGAGGUCUGAAAAGGACCAGAUGACCGUGGGCAAGGAGAAAAGUGUUGUCGAGAUACAGUUUAGGGAUAUCCCAAGAGAGCAGGAAAACACUUCUGGCAACCCGAAGCAGAAAGAAGAGAAGAAAGAGGUCUUUACGAAGGUGGUGAUUCGAAGGCUUCCACCUAACCUGUCAAAGGAUCAGCUAGAGGAACAGCUGAGUCCGCUCCCAUCUUAUGACUACUUUGAGUUCUUCCCAGCAGAUCAAAGUCUGUACCCCCACCUGUUCUCCAGAGCAUAUAUCAAUUUUAAAAACCCGGAGGAUAUCCUGCUGUUUAGGGACCGUUUUGAUGGCUAUGUCUUCAUAGACAACAAGGGCCAAGAGUAUCCUGCAGUGGUAGAGUUUGCUCCCUUUCAGAAGAUUUCCAAGAAGAAGUUAAAAAAGAAAGAUGCCAAAGCUGGGAGCAUUGAAGAAGAUCCAGAAUAUAAGCGCUUCUUGGAGAAUUACUCCUGCGAUGAGGAGAAGUCUAUGGCCAACCCUGAGACUCUGCUGGGAGAGAUAGAGGCCAAGACUAGAGAGCUCAUAGCCAAGCGGACAACACCACUGUUGGAGUACAUCAAAAAUAAGAAAAUUGAGAAACAGAGAAUAAGAGAGGAGAAGAGAGAGGAGAGAAGAAGAAGAGAGCUUGAAAAGAAACGGCAAAGGGAGGAGGAAAAGAGAAAGCGACGAGAGGAGGAGAGACGCAAGCGAAAAGAGGCAGAGAAGCAGAAGAAAUUGUCUGAUAAGGACAUUAAAAUUAAGCUCCUUAAAAAGAGUGACAGGGACGAUGAUGUGGAUUCAGACCGAAUGAAGGACAAGAGUGACACUGGAGAGGCAGACAGAGGCAAAUGGGAGAAAACUGGAGGACAAAUGAAGUCAAAGGACCCCAAAGACAAAGGUCAGCCUGAGAGCGACAAGGAGCAGCGGGAGCAGCAUGGGCGCAGGCAGAGAGAUAAAGAUCACCGUGGGAAAGAUGAGGAGAGGAAAAGACAGAGACACCACUAUGAGUUUGACAAGUUCAUGCGGCGGAAGGAUGAGACCAAAUGGGGGAAGGGCUACUGCCAGGACCGGGCAAAAAAAGAGAGCCACCAUCAUGGCUAUUCUUAUUGUCCCGACAGUGGAGACAAGAUGGGAAAGGAGGAGAGAGAGGACUUGGGUAACAGGAAGGAACGCCUCCGAAACAAGGUGAGCGAGAAGGACCGCCCGGCUAUGCAGCUCUAUCAGCCGGGCGCACGCAACAGAAAACGCAUGAGCUCGGCAGGCAAAGGCUACGACUGCAUCCCUGUGGGCCACUCACCUGAACCCAGAGCAGAGCACUGUUAUGAUGUUGUGACCAUGGCAACGGGGCUGGAGAAAGGUUUCGAGAAAAGUAAAGAUGAGCAGUGAGCAGUGCUGAUAAGGGGAAAAACAAAUCAGUUAUUCAGCUCUUUCACCUAAGUUGAUGGUGACACAUCUGACUGGUUAUUACUGAGCUUUCUAGAUGAAUACACCCGGCUGAAAAGGAAAGGCACUUCAAAAGCAAACAGCCUUGUAGUAAUUUUUCCACAUGUUAGGUGUGAUGAAAUUCAGAGAUCUGAGUGUUGGUCAGGGGGUGGGGGGCGGUGACAGCACAAUAGUGAGUUAAAUCUGUCCCAAAUUUUUUAGCAGUAUGACCCACUCUUCCUCAGUUCUCAUUCACAGAUUGGCGCUAAAACUGCUACUGAAACUGUUCUGCUAGCUACUUUUAACUUCAUCAGCAUUUGAGCCAGUUAUGUGUCAUUCUAUGUAGUAAUGGCACUGAGGUGUGACCGUGUGGGAGGCGGCUAAUUGGCAACAACCAUAAACAGUUUACUUGCUAAACCAUAUCCUCAUCCUCUGCAAGAGAUCUUCUUCUAUAUUGAGCAGAUCGUAUAUGUUUUAUAAUGAUCCUGUAGAUUUUAUGUAAACUAAGAAUAAUGUAACUAGAACUUACAGACAGUGGAUGUAGAAAAUGCCAGAUGGAAAAUUCUGCGGGUGUUAUGGUGGGUAAAGGCGAGCGAAUGAGAUUACAUUUUACUUAUGUGUUUUAAUUUUGGUCCAUCUUAUUGUGAGGUGUCAUUCAACAGAGACAGAAUUGUUUUGUGAGUCAAGCUUUGUACAUCAUCACCCAGGAGCCAGGAAGAACACCUUCUCUACAUUUCUAUAAAAUAUUUCCUAGAAAUCAAAUGUGUAAUAUUGGAAAAUACGGCACCAAUAGGUGACUACAAUUAAUUUUUUAUGCUGUUUGCGUAGUUUUCUAAUAAUGCCAUGAACUAAAUGUAAUGGGGAAGUCACAAAUAUUCAUAAAGUAAUAUAGUUGGUUUAAUAAGCCUUAUAUAUUUUUUCUUUGUUUGUUUUUGCACGUGUUCCAACGUAAGAACUGACAAUGUUUAAACAUGUAAUACCUCCUGUAUAAUUUUGUUGUUGCUGUUUUCCAUAAGUUGUGAGAAAAUAAAAGGACUUAACCGUU